Paramuricea clavata is the source of this 7051-nucleotide messenger RNA. Lineage: Eukaryota; Metazoa; Cnidaria; Anthozoa; Malacalcyonacea; Plexauridae. The record is from the annotation of a GenBank genome assembly.
AUGAACGCCGCGGUCGAAUGUGAGACCUUCGUAGACAAAGUUUUUUCAUCCAUCAAGAAAAACAUAAAAUCAUUAAAAGAUGAAGAAGCGUUACAGGGAUUAUUAGAGUCGAUUCACGAAUUUUAUGCGUCCCUUUUCUCGAAGAAUUCAGGUAGGAAUUUUUAUGCUCGACUUAUUCUAAUUGCACUCGCGUCAGAUUUUUAAUUCAAUGCUAUUAACCCACUAGGCGUUUUUAAGAGUAAAGGCAUGGACCGUGGUCUGCAGAAGGUUCCCGACCUUACCAAGACACGACAGAAACGCACGGCAAGUGCGGCGUCGACAUCGAGCAGCCAACAAGAACGAGGCAAAGGGCUUGGAAAGGGAAAACCAGGCCAUUUGCGCAAACCCAAAGUAACCAGACGACAAGAAAAUAGGCGAUCAGACCCUAAAUUCACUGCGAGAAAGCGGCCGUUGUCGUCGGAGAGCAGCACAACGCCACCACCGAAAAGAAACACCACGCAGCAGACGCCACCAACAUCAUCACAGUCUGCUCCUACGACCAGCUCAACGGACCCUCCUGCGUCUACGACUCCCUCGACUGCACCCACUCCACCUGAAUUACCACCCGAGGCGAGAGAAAAGCUCAGAGCGCAGACGUUUGAAACGCCUGUGAAGACACAAGUGAGGCUCAUACAAGAUUUCGCCAAGGCGGAAAAAGACAGCGCGCCAAAUAGUUGUGAACUCGAUACAUUCUGGCGGAUAAUGAAUGACUGGAAAACGCUGGAUCGAGAUUUGGUCGAAGCUCUGCAAAAUUGGUGGUGUACACAAACGCUGGACGACGAACAUUCGAUCGAAGAGAAAUUACUGCUGGUGACCGCAUCUCCCAACGGCGUGUCCAACUGCCUGCACCAUUUGGCUGGAAACCUGCUUUACGAACAUGCGAAAAAAGUCCAGAAACUGGAUGAGACGACUGUAUUAUUCGAGGAACUUGAAGAGAAAUUUAAGGAACUGCAUUAUGAUAAAUACGUGGAGGCACUACGGUCAUGUUUUUGCGAUGAAUGCGAAUCUGUUCUGGAUUUUGACGACGCAUAUGCGAGGUAUUAUUAUUGCAUGUUUUUUUGUACUGUACUGUAUAAUCAAUUGUAUGAUUUGUGGAAACAGCAUGACGAUAUGAGUGCAUGGUGUUUCCAAGAAUCCAAACUUAUAUGUGCGUGCGUGAAUCAAAUGGCAACAAUUUUUUUUUAUUUUGUCAUUUCAAAGAAUCUUCAAACAAUUUGACUGAAGCCAAUGAGCUGUCCGCCAUGUUUCUUCACAAGUACGUGGGGUGGGGUCACGCAUGACUUUUACCAGUGAUCAAUAUAUGAACCCUCAACUCGUUUUGGGGUUGCUAUUUCAAACUUAGAAUUGAAUAAAAACUAAUUUUAAUUGAUUGUUACUUCAGUCAAAACAUUUCAAGGCUAAAGCUUAAAUUAAUAGAAAAAAGAUUCAGUCACAAGAUUAUACAGAAAUCUUUGAAACUCCUUUCUAUAAAAAAUUUUGUCGCCAUCUGUUGCGUGGCAACUUGAAAAGUGCAUAAACUACAAUCGAGAUCUCAUUAUUUUUCAUGCCUGGCGUUCAUACUGGCAAUCGAACGUCGAGUAAAAAUGUUCCCAAAUGCAUGCACUUUACGAGAUUUUUCCCAUGAAUUGUUUCAAAAAUAAAAAGAGAUUAUUAUAGCUCUCACUCGAACAAUAUAUGUCGUUUAUCGCACAGUUCAGCGCGAUUAAUUCAAGCACAUACUUAUUUACAAUGUAUUUCAGUGUAUUAUAUACGUCACGUGUACAUUUGUGUGCGCACUUGCACGUCGUUUUCGACGAGAAACUACGGUCACGUGACAAGGCAAAAUAUUCAGAAACUAUCGGUUUCAAACUGUAUAUCUAGUUUCAGUUAUUUUCGGCUACAAAUAUAACAAAAUCAAUUUAAAUUGCACGCGAUUUUAAAGUCCACAUUCAGUACAUUUUAAGGCGAAAUCCAAUAUAUUCUCUUGAAAAAAAACUUCGUCUUUACGGUAUUUUUGUUUGCAUUGCCUUAUUUGACGCCACUUCCGGUACGUUUGACAUCCCAAAGACCACAUUAAAAAUACUAAAAAUAUUUAAUUUCGCAAUGGCCGUACGUGCACGUUAAGUUGACAACCACUGCAGACAUUCAUUCAGCCCCGUUGCAACUCGGAGUGUUUACUAUAGUAUACCAAUAAAACUGAUAAUUUCACAUGUCAAAAUUAUCGCAGAAAAAUACAUGGGUGCUUGGAAAUACUAGAUUUAUUUAUUAUUCUCUAUAUAUACAAAACUAUAUCGACAUAGGCACGCAAAAAUCUCACAGCUUGUAGCAAGUCUCCCUACCCAAGUCGUGUUCGCACUGCUUGUCAACAAAUAUGAAUCAAGCUGUUAACAACAACUUGUAACAACACUGCUGAUAUUAUCAGACUUGUUGCAAGGUUGUUCCAGCAAGCCUGAUACAGUCAUGAUAUAACAAUAUUGUUACAACAUUCUUGUUAUAUCGAGGCUGCAUCAGACCUUGCAACGAGCCUGAUAAUGCAAUCAAGCUUGUUGCAACAACAUGGGAACAAUCAGCGCCAAUGCGACUUGCCAACAACUUGUGAAAAGAUUUGUAACAACUUGUUUUCUGACCUGUAACAACCUGUGCGUUUUUACGCGUGUAUGUCGUCGAUGCCUGCGAGCAAAUCAGCAAACACAGAGCCAGCAAAAGUUCGUCCAAUGACAAUCCAUUUUCCAUACGCCGGAUGCGAUACACUGACCUGCAAACAAUAGAAGAUUGCAAUAGUUUGGCCCGUUUCACUUAGUAAUUACAUAUAAUCUAAAAGGGUUUUUACACCUGAACAACGUUCUUUGAAUUCGAGUUAAAUUUUGAUACAUACCAUGUGCAUUUUCAUACAAUAUUGACAGAGAUAACUGCGUUAAAACUGAAGCAAACAUUUUUGGAAAGCAUUAGCCUAUCACACUACUUUGAUAAACAUAAUUAUUAUAUAAAGUAUAGUGCUUUAUAGAGAUUUCGACCAGUGAUAAAAGUGAUAAUCUCACAUGUGAGAUUGAUUAUUCAUGAUAAUCUCACAUGUGAAAAUUAUCGCUUUUCUGUUCUUCUAAACAACCUCUGAAUCAAAGGAGUAGAAAGUGGGCUUGUGGUCUUCUUGUAUCUAGUUUGUCGAAAUGGCGGAGACGUAAACUCUUCAUCACACACAUGACCAUUCUUCUUUUGAUCUUCUUUACUUAUCUACAUUUCCAACAAAGCAGAAUGGCGAUGUCUGAAAUAGAAGACAUCAAAGUCUUGACUUGAUAGGAUUUUAAAACGAACUACUUCUGAUGUGUCGAACGCAUUAAAAACAGUAGAUAAUCAGCUGAAAUGUCUCAUUGUCUAUUGAUAGGUCAUUUCUAAUUAAUUCUAAGAAACGUUUUAACGCAAAUAUAUGUCUGUCAAUAUCGCAUGAAAAUAUACACACCAGUCAGUGGGAAAAAGUACAGAAAAUUACUAAAAAUCCGACUUGUUCGAGUAAAAACACCAUGGUCGUCAUGGCCAUCAAAUGAACGUCUUAUUCAAGCUUUUUCAACCAACACUUGCACGUGUACAACACUGAAAUAAUAACCAAGCAAUUUGUUUUUAAAAUAAACGUUUGUCCUUAGUAACAUCAACUUUCAUCCAAUAAACACAAAGUUUGAAAAAAAUGAACAAAUGUUUAACUGAAGUGCCUAUGCAACGAAAUUUUUACCUCAUUUUUUAUUGUUUUUUUUUUAAAAAAGUACUGCUGGAGUGAUGAAGAAUGACGUUUACAGUUUCGUCAUAUUUCAUCUCAUUCUCACGUUAUCGCACUUUCUACAUUUUGAGUUGUGACGUCACAAGUAUGAGUUGAGAUAAUGGCAAUAACAAGAAAUUAUGAUAUCUUGGUGAGCAUUUAAUAAAAUCCAAUGAAACUUAGUACACUAAGUGGGCGCAACAAAGUAAAAAAUUUGGCAUGUUUAUACGGUUGUUAUGGAAACACACUCAUCCUCAGUCCCUUCUCUUCAAAUUUCUGUAUGCCGAUCCAUUUCCAACGAAAUAAAUAGAAAUUUUGCAAUUUUCGCUCAUUACUAUAAUAAAUGCAGGUAUUGUGAUCAGUUUAAACAGUUAUAAUAUGUAAACAUCCUCUGCAGGUGAUCUACAGGAGCAAAGUUGAGAAAGUCUCUUGACUGGGGACUAGUGUGUUAACAUGACCUGCCAAAAACAUUAAUAUGGGUGCGUUCUACCGUCUUCGACGUCCUUUAGACUUCACAGGCGUGAUGCGAUCUGGGUUAAUAUCAGAAGUCGUGUUAAAAGUUGGUUUGUUUUGGUCUAGAUCAAGUUCCUGACGUAAGAUUCCAGUGAGGAGCAACUCGGCAGUGUACACUUUGUAAAUACUCACAGAGGUCAUGUGGUUGUCCCCAGUCUCUUCUCUUCCCUUUCUCUUCUCUUCCCUUUCUUUCUUUGCAGAGGACGUUUACAUAUUAUAACUGUUUAAACUGAUCACAAUACCUGCACCUAUUAUAGUAAUAAGCAAAAAUUGCAAAAAUUGCCAUUUAUUUCGUUGGAAAUGGAUCAUACCGAAAUUUGAAGAGAAGGGACUGGGGACGAGUGUGUUUCCAUAACAACCAUAUAAACAUGCUAAGUUGUUGACUUUGUUGCACCCACUAAGUGUACCAAGUCUCAUUGAAUUUUAUUAAAUGCUCACCAAAAUAUCAUACUUUCUUGUUAUUGCCAUUAUAUCAACUGAUAAUUGUGACGUCACAACUCAAAAUAUGGAAAGUGCGAUAACUUGAGAAUGAGAUGAGAUAUGACGAAACUGUAAACGUAAUUCUUCAUGCAGUACUUUUUAGAAAAACGAUAAAAAGUGUGGUAAAAAUUUCGUUGAAUAGGCACUAUAAUUUAUGCACGCCUUUCCCGAAAGUACUCGUCUUGGCUAUAGAGCCUCGUUUUCGUGAUUGCGGUAUAGGCUUUGGAGCCCUUCAUCUUGGCACUGAUGAGCUAAUUAUAUAAAGGUCUGUUAGAUUAUCUAUUCUAACUCUAGGAUUUUGUAUAAAUGGUCCACCUGCAACAACAUUUAUCAACAUAAUAUUUAUUAUUGCAUGUGACAAUGACCUGAUUUUACCAAAUAAGGUCUGAGAGCGGAUUAAAUUCGAUGCGCAUUUUUCAACACAAAUUUUUAACAAAUCCCGCCGUAUACUUAGUUGUCUACACAAUUAUAUAGUUUCUUUCAAAAAAUAAUGCAUUUUUUGACAAAAAAAUAGCGAUUUAAUUCAAAUGAACCAGUACGGCAUCCUAAGUAAACUAUAUAUUUCGAAAACAUUCCAGGUACCAUGAUAGUAUUGAAACCGAGAAUCGCGAGGAAUUACCCGACGAACCCGUACAAAUGAAGGACAGGCCGCGUUAUUGCGGUAGCACAGAGGUGAUUGCACAAAGCUUGAGAGUGCAAUUUUCCGGAUUUAGCGUUUCAAAUUUGCAAAGAUGGUACUAUUUUUCUGCGGCCACGCCCCGCUUCAGUCCUCCAACCGUGAGCCUCGCAUCCCCGACCGCUGUGUCUGCUACAACUUUGAAAUACUUGGAACCACUCCUCCAACAGCGAAAGCUACAUGACCCAGUCCCAAAAUCCUGGAAAAUCCCGGGGGCAAUUCCCGCCGAACACGACCUGCUACCCGUACGAAAAGAGUGUCUCCAUGUGUGCGACGGUGAUUCCUGCGAGAUUACGCUGUCACCAGACGACCACGACACCGACCUAGCGAAAUUGGCCACUCACGGCAACACCAUAAGAAUUCGUAUGCCACAUUCAGACAGCCCUGAAACAGAAAACGCAAUACGCAUAUACAAACAAAGCCAAGAUUCUCUCCAUCUUUCUACUUUUCUGACAAGGCACAUCGGAAUCGAGUGUUUGCGAGCCACGCGACAGAUGGUACAUGAAGCAGCCAACGUUUUUCUGCAAGUGAAAAGGGACUUGCGUGGAGGGCUAUCGGUUCCACGGGAUUCUUAUGGACGUAGGCUCGUGCAUGUCUUGUUACAAAACUCGAAAGGCUUAAAAGAGAACCUGGCGGAAAAACUCGCGUCUCGGGGGUUUACUCUAUCAUUUUACACCACGGGCAUAGACCUCGACAUAGACGAAGCGAUGAGAGAAGCCAUCGACGGAAAGAAAGGAAUAUUCACUCUCCCCGAUGAGGCGUUUACCUAUCCAUAUAGACCAUGGGAUGUGCGAAAACUCAAGGCGACAGGUCAAACCGGAGUUUACGAUGAAUACAGAGAAAUUCUCAACACACCAGUGGAUCCAAAUCUAGCAUGGAUUCCUACAGAAAGCUCAGCGCCGUUGGAUGGCGGUGACGAAGAUGGAGAGGUGCCAAACAGCGAAACCACUGACAACUUCUACCUAAGGAUUGUUCCUUCCAAGCUCUACUGGGAAAGUAGGUGUUCUGUCGCGCAAAGUACCAUACCAGACGCUGGCCGUGGCCUCUUUCUCCAACCACACGAGGGCGAUAUUCCUGUUGGAGAACAUCUGUGCAUCUAUGCUGAGCGAAGUGCAACGAUCGACGAAAUUACUGCGAGCGGUAGUUCACGCGUAUAUGCCAUUUAUUCCCCCAGAAAGAAGCUCUGGUUCGACGCAGAAAUUGAAACGGGAAAUAACAUUGGACGGUUUGCAAACCAGCCCGGUGUUUUGGAAGCUCUCAUACACCUCAAAGAAUUGUCAAGAAAAGGCCAUUCUCAGAUCAGCGGUGACGACUGGAGGAACUUAGAACGCAGACUGGAUGAGACAUGCAAUGCACAGUUCGAAACUGUUGGCGACCAGAUGGUGAUCAAAGUGAAACAACCGUUCGUCCAGACCUAUGACCGAGUUGAAGUGUUUGUUAAUUACGGUAGCCUGAGAGAAUAUUGGAUUCCUUUGAUCCUGGAAAAUCAAUCAAACAAUCUGCUUCCACAGCAAAUGACCGAAAUUGUUCGCUGGCUUAACGAGAGUUCUGAGUGCAGCUGGACGACCGCUCAGCGAAGAGAUUGGAUCAUGUCUGCUCGUGAAAAUCUUUCACAGUAA